AUGCGGAAUCUUAAAAUUCGAUCAGCUGUAGUGCGUGAUACAUUGUUAUCAAGUGAGGUGCAGCAGAAUGAAGCAUUCUCAUCGUUGCUCUCAUCCUGUGAAAUUGAAGCAGUAUGUGUUAGUGUUGAAGAUAGGAUUUUUUGUGCCUGCCCUGCUGGAAUAUGUGAAUUAUCAUCCCAAGCACUAAAACUGGUCGAAUGGACCGAACAGCGUAAUGGUGCUAAAAUCAUUUCAUUUGAUCAUCUAAGCGAUGAAUAUCUUUUAUGCGCUGUGCUGUCAUCAGGUGCGGUAUUGAUUGUGGAUUACGAGAAUGAAACGGUUGAGCGAUGUGACAUAGUGCCAACUGAAAUCUGUUCUGCAAGAUGGGCUCCCGACUUUCAUGUUUUGUUGCUUGCAUCAUCGGAAGUGCUGUACUUUGUUACACGUCAGUUUGAUAUUUUAAAUGAGCAACCGCUGAAUUCAUCAAAGCCUGGCCGAGAAGAACUGAUGACAAUUGGCUGGGGUUCUAGAGAAACGCAAUUUCAAGGCAUCGGAGGAAGGAGAAACAGGAAGGUUGAUGAUGAGCAGCCCACUACUGUGAGUGAAUAUGAUCAGCGUAGGGUGUUGCUAGCAUGGAAUGGUGAUGCUAACUAUGUGGUCGUUAGUUAUGUGGAUAACGAAACCAGUUUCCGGCGAUCUUGUGUUUUUGAUCAUGAAGGCGAACUUAUUAGUCAACUACAGCCAGUUAGUAAUGUUGAAGAAACACUGGCUUACAGACCCACGGGAAACCUUAUUGCAACAAGUCGAUGUGAUGGUGAUAAACGUGAAAUAAUUUUUUAUGAACGUAACGGACAAAGGAGAUCAAAAUUUGGAUAUGAAUUACAUCACGGAACUGCAAUUGAUUGGAUGGGUUGGAAUGCUGAUGGAAAUAUUCUUUGUGUGCAGUCCAAAGAUUUGGUGGGAACCGCCCAAGAAGUAAGUUUUUGGUGCGUCAGUAAUUAUGACUGGAUGCUCAAAUAUCGCAUACCGGUUGAUGAUGGAUUUUUAUUGGCAUGUUGGCACGAAAGUAAUCCUAAUCAAUUUUGCUAUGUUACACAGAGUGGUCGUGCCACUUUUAUUGACUUCGAUUUCAUUUAUGAUUUUUGCGAUGAUAUUGUUUUGUCGAUAACAGGAUAUAAUAUACGUGUAACUGACCUGAAAGCAGCGCCAAUUCCACCACCAAUGUGCCACUAUGAACUCACUUUUCCGAACGUUGUUUGUGAAGUUGCACAGUAUAAUGGCAAUGCAGCUUUUCUGCUUGCGGACCAUUCACUUUUUUUAUAUAAGUUGCGAGAAAGAAAAUUUGAAAAAUAUGCUGAAUAUGAUACUACCGAUUUACCGAAAGACUGCACAUGUUAUAAUCUUUGUUUGGAUGAUUCUAGUCAACUUUCUGCCAUUGUUGCCUCUUCGCAUUACAGUUUAUAUAGUUUAAGUUUAAAAAAUAUGAGUCGUAAAGAGAGUCUCUGUUUGUAUUCUAUGGAGAAACCAUUCAUUUGGCACAGUCAUAUUACCGGUGGUUUUGUACUGCAAGGAAUUGAUGGAGAAUGGUUUUCAAUAAAGGAAGACAAGGAUAAGAAUUAUUGUCUAGAAACAGAAAAGCUUUUCGAAACGAGAUCAAUACUGCAUAAUUGUUAUUACUUGCCGACUAAAGAUAGUAUUUUUGGUAUCGGCAAAACAAAUGAUUUGGUUGUGAAUGGCCGAUCGAUUUUGAAAUAUGUUGGAUCAUAUGCAGUAGAUGAGAAGUAUUUGUUGGCUGUAACAUUUGUUUCACAUUCAAAUUCAUCGAAGUUACAAAUUGCUAGAUUAAAAGAUAUUAUAACAACCGACAAAGAAAUAAGCUAUAAAACCAGUCGAGCUGUUGAAAGAGGUUCAAUGUUGAUUGGACGUGAAGCUGAUGGUACUCGGGUUUGGUUACAAAUGCCUCGGGGUAAUUUGGAAACGAUACAUCUAAAAGAAUUGCUGUUGAAUAAAUUGAAAGAAUUGUUAAAUGACAUGUAUUUCAAGGAUGCGGCUCUUAUCAUGAAGAAUCAUCGUAUUGACAUGAAUCUCUUUUACGAUCAUAAUCCGGAGGCGAGUUCUGCUGAAUUACUAAAUUUGUUUGUGGCAAGCUUAAAUAACGAUGAUGUCACAACGGGUAUUUAUUCGGACAACUAUAGCAACAAUAACCAUACAAAGCAUGAUAAAAGGACAAUAAGAAGUGACAAAACUAAGGUCCAAAAUGUUUGUACCGCCAUUCGAGAAUAUAUUUUGAAAGGCGAUGAUAUUCUUAUUACUGAUUUGUACACUAGCGUUAUAUCGACAUAUUUGAAAGAACAACCUCCGCAGGUUUCGAAAGCUCUAUCAGCAUUACGGGAGCAAUCUUUAAAACUACCUGAUGGGACGAAAUUGGAGAAAAGAUGGAUUGCUUAUGUAUCUUUGCUUGCUCCCAAUGAAAAUCUGUUCAAUGUCGCAUUAUCAACCUAUGAUUUAAGUUUAGCACUUGCUGUGGCACAAAAUUCUCAGAUGGACCCGAAGGAAUAUUUACUGUUGCUAGCGGACUUUCAAGCUCAAUCUCCUCCUGCAUAUCAAAAAUCUAAAAUCGACAUAUAUUUGGGAAUGUUCAAGCAAGCUAUUCAGAAUCUGUCAGAAUUGGAUGAUCGCUGGAAUGAGGCAGUUGAAAUUAUUAAACGACAGAAUUUAUAUGCAGAAGCUCUGACAAUAUACCGUGGGAAGAAAACCUAUCUGGCAUGUAUUUUAAAAUUUUAUUUUAAAGUUUGCGAGUUAUGCGCCAAUCACUUGAUGGAUAAACGACGUUUUGAAGAAGCUGCAUUGUUGUUUAAACGCGCAAAUAAUAUAACCAUGGCACUGCAGUGCUAUCAGAGUGCUCAAAACUGGAAAAGAGUUAUUGAGUGUGGAAAAAUCAUGGAUAUGGAGAGAGAAAUGUUAAACGAUUUACUUCAAAAGAUGAUCCCACAUUUUGAAAGCAAAGGGAAAUUUACGGAUAUCGCUGAAAUCUUAUCGUUCAUUGAUAAAAAGUCUAACGAAGUGCAGAUAACGGAAUAUUACUGUAAAGGGGAUGCUUGGGAUUUUGCAAUGAAUUUUGCUUUCGGGAAUGACGAACUGGUAGAAACUGUUUCUAAAGCAGCUUCCGCUCGUUGCGAACAAAUUUUACAAAGUAUAGAAAAUUGGAAGAAUUUAUUGGAACAAUAUUGCUGUCGUUUGGAAAUAGUACGACAAAAUAAAAACAAUUCUUUGAAAGCAGCAAUUAAACGAUUUGAAGAACAGGAUUUGCCAAAGUCGGAAGUUUUUAGUGAAAUGUCUAGUACAAUGAGUAAUAUGUCGAAGAUUUCAGCAGCUUCUACUGCUUCAGCUCGUCGCCGAAAAUAUGUUGAAAAGUGA
This is a messenger RNA of Acanthocheilonema viteae, 3396 nucleotides long. The record is from the annotation of a GenBank genome assembly. NCBI's taxonomy places the organism in Eukaryota, Metazoa, Nematoda, Chromadorea, Rhabditida, Onchocercidae.